Erpetoichthys calabaricus (reedfish) is the source of this 483-nucleotide messenger RNA. Its product is annotated as tetraspanin-18-like. The record is from RefSeq and is a predicted model, not a curated record. Lineage: Eukaryota; Metazoa; Chordata; Cladistia; Polypteriformes; Polypteridae. Bases 106 to 483 code for a protein of 125 amino acids. Gene Ontology annotation, cellular component: membrane. The transcript is spliced from 3 exons.
CUAAUUAUAAGACAGAUUUUUAAUAUGGUGGGAAAAAAAGAACCACCGUGAAUAAAAAUUAUUUUAUGUUAAAUAAUAAUCUGUAAUCAUUAUUUACAAGGUUGUAUGCUUACAUUUCAGUUCUUCAUACUCAUUCUGGUCAUUUUUAUUCUGGAAAUCAUUGGAGUUAUUCUUGCUCUUGCCUUUGAAAAACAGGUGAAAGGGGAAUUUUUCACAUCUGAAUUAAAGAAAAAUUUUAAAGGUGACAACACAACGGACAUAUUUUCCCAGACAUGGUGCACAAUAAUGAUUGUAGUCGGAUGCUGUGGGGUACAAGGACCUGAAGAUUUCGGAAAUUCUAGCUUAUUCAACAAGCUUUAUCCAGACACAAAAGUGCCUGAAGCCUGCUGUAAACGAGCCAAACGAAUCACUUCAGGAGAGGUCCUGGACAGAGACAGGUGUCAAGAAGGAGAUGAGAGUUUCAUGUAUAUGAAGGCAAGUUAA